UAGAACUAAGUUGAUCGAACUUACAGUUGUAUAUGUGGUUGUUGACGCUUGUACAACUUCAACGCUUUUUUCCCCCUUCUGGGUUGUUUUCCCCUCCAGUAUUGUGCAUUUUACAAGUUUAUUCGCUUCCCGAUUGUAUUCGCGACACUGAAAUUCUUUUAAACUCUCGGUCCGUGUGACAUGUCUGAAUAGUUACGCUUUUAGGAAAGGAAGGGAGUCUUCGAGUUUUCGAGUCAGGCCUAUUUGUGUUGCUUUCCCAUCAGUGCUAGAGAAAUGUCACUGGCCGAGUAUGAGAGACAUUUCGACUCGCUCAAUUCCGAUUUGGUUGGCGGAUCUCUGCUGAGCGAGCGCUCCGCGUCAGCCACGUUUAAUGGCGAAGAGGAGAGGUUGCAUUACAUUCCCAUCCGGAUCCUCGGGAGGGGGGCGUUCGGUGAAGCGACGCUGUACAGAAGAACCGAGGACAACUCCCUGGUUGUAUGGAAAGAGGUGGACCUGAACUCACUCUCUGAACGUGAGCGCAGGGAUGUCAUGAAUGAAAUUAACAUCCUGUCCAUCCUAGAGCACAACAACAUCAUUGCCUACUUUAAUCAUUUCAUGGAUAAAAACACUCUGCUCAUUGAACUGGAAUAUUGCAAUGGUGGGAAUCUUUAUGACAAAAUCAUCCAACAGAAGGGGAAACUUUUUCAUGAGGAGGUGGUUAUUUGGUACCUGUACCAAAUUGCGUCAGCUGUGGCCCACAUUCACAAGGCUGGAAUUUUACACAGGGAUAUCAAAACUCUCAACAUUUUCCUGACUAAGACUGACCUCAUCAAGCUUGGUGAUUAUGGUCUUGCAAAGAAACUCGGCUCAGAGUUUUCAAUGGCAGAAACGUGUGUCGGAACUCCAUAUUAUAUGUCACCUGAAUUGUGCCAGGGAGCAAAGUACAACUUCAAAUCUGAUAUCUGGGCCAUGGGCUGUGUGCUUUUUGAAGUCUUAACUCUUACACGAACAUUUGAUGCGACGAAUGCUCUGAACUUGUGUGUAAAAAUAGUCCAGGGAAACUGGACCAUGGAUGUGAACCGUGAUGUUUAUGGAGCUGGAUUGAUCAAGCUGGUCUAUGAGUGUCUCAAUCAAGAUCCUGCAAAGAGACCAACAGCCGAGCAGAUUCUAGACCAGCCAAUCCUCUCUUGUUGCCGACACGAGCUUGCAGAGCGAGUUGCCCUGCUGAAUUCAGCAAUGAAGAAACCAAAGCUGAGUGCAGGGACUGAGACCCCUGUUGCUGUGGUGACCACACGCUCAAGGGAAGUGUAUUUCUGGGGUGGAGGCAAAUUCACGCCACAGAAACUGGACACUUUUAAAGGAGGCAGCAGUGCCCAACAUGUGUGCGCUGGAGAGAGUCACUUUGCAGUGGUGACGGUGGAAAAAGAACUCUACACUUGGGCAAAUGUUCAAGGCGGAGCCAAGAUGGUGGGCCAACUUGGGCAUGGAGAUCAAGCUUCUUAUCGUCAGCCCAAAAGAGUUGAGAAACUCCAGGGGAAGGCCAUCCGACAGGUGGCGUGUGGUACUGACUUCACAGUCUGCAUCACCGAUGAGGACCAAAUUUACACGUUUGGCUCAGACUAUUACGGCUGCAUCGGUGUGGAGGGUGUCAUGGGCACGCAGAUCCUGGAGCCGGUCCUUCUGGAGUUUUUCGAAGAACGGCCAGUCCGUCAGGUUUCUUGUGGAGACAACCACGUGGUGGUGCUCACCCACAAUGGAGACGUCUUCUCCUGGGGUUGUGGGGAGUAUGGUCGUCUGGGCUUGGAAUGCGAGGAUGAUUUUUCUUCUCCGAUGCAAGUGGAGCUUCCGAAAGGCGCCACCAUCUCGUCUGUGUCAUGUAGCAGUGAUGGAACCUUUUACUUGACAGAAACUGGCAAAGUCUUAGCAUGUGGGAACAAUGAAUUCAACAAGCUAGGUCUGAACCAGGAAUUCUCUGGUCUCAAAAACCACCCUGGAGAGGGUUACCAGGCCAUCCCAUACAUUACAACACUGACUUUGGCAAAACAGCUGUCACGCUUCAAGAUCCAGACUAUAGCUCCAGGGAGGAACCAUACAGCUGCCAUUGAUGAACGCGGUCGCCUCCUCACAUUCGGGUGUAACAAGUAUGGCCAACUAGGUGUCAAAGACUUCAAGAAACACCAAGGUGUGCAAGUCCUGGUUGGACCAUUUGGGGGCAAGUUUGUCACCAAGGUUUCUUGCGGGGACGGCUACACGAUCGCAACAACUGAGGACAAUCAGAUUUUUGCAUGGGGAAAUGCAGGAAAUGGGCGACUUGGAAUGCCUGCUGACAAGGGAUUUGGUUCAGAGGUUUGUCCUGCCAUGCCAAGGCCCAUCUUUGGCUCACUCCACCAUGUGCCAGACCUUUCUUGUCGUGGCUGGCAUACCAUUAUCAUCAUGGAAAAAGUGCUCAACUCCAAGACCAUUCGCUCGAACAGCAGUGGAUUGUCAAUUGGUAGUGGGAUUGGACAGGAUGGUUCCAUAGCCACUGUGGACCUGGAAAUGGAGCCGGGUUCAGAGACGGAGUGUCGAGACGGGGGCCUCGGGGGUACAGUGGAAGUUGAUCUUGAUGCUUGCAACUUGGAAACGCCAAUGAUGUCAAUGGCAAACCAGACUGGAGACAGUUCGUGUCCUCUCUGGCUGAGAAAGGAGCUUGAGGAUGCUGAAUUCAUCCCAAUGCCUGAGGAGUCAGAGCUUCCUCCUGACCAGCUCCCAUCUUUCUCAGAGAGCACCACUCUACCGUAUGAUGAGCUGAAGGAUCUGAAAGCCGUUGCAGCAGCUGUCAGCAGUGAGCAUGACCUAUCGACUACGCGAAUGAGUGAUGACAAACUAAAUGGCUUCGAGGAGGCAGGCAUCUACAGCCAAAUGGACUCGAUCACGUGCUGCAGAGCAAGUAGCGAGGUGGCACAGCUACGUGAGAUGGUCACUCAGCAAGAGCUGAGGAUUCAGAUGCUAGAGAAGCAGGUCAGUGACCAGCAAAAGGACAACGAGAGAUUGUUGGCAGCAUUCAACCGGUUGUCGCUGCUGGAAGCCAGGUGUGAUAAUAACGGCAAUCACUGCGACGGUCCCGUACCUGAGGAUGGGGGCGGAGGACGAGCAUCCGGACUCAUACAGCAUGGGGGCAAAACCGCAGGGUCCAGCUUGUGAGGCCCGGCCUGCUGAUGCCCUUCUCAAUGGGAGAAGUGACUAAAGGAAUUCAUCGGGCUGGUUGAUUUGAGAAGAGGAAGCCCACUUGCAGUAGAGAUGGCUGCCUCACACACCUUACAAGUGUCUUGUGUUGUUACAUGCAGUAUUUAACAGAGCACCAAGUUUCCUGCUUAUAUUAUUGCAUCUGCACAAUUGCUCUCAUGCAAAUGUGUGCAGGCUUCCUACAGACUGAAAUGUUGGCUGGGUUCAACAUGAGGCGUCAGACAAUCUUGGUGUUAUUCCAUCCACAAUGUGAAUAUGAAGUCCUUGUUUGACUGGUGAUUAUUGUUUACUUCUUGUGAUGUCACCUUAGGGCUUUAGUGCUUGCAUGUUGGUUAUCAUUUAACAGACUAAACAAAAUCUUUUAACACCUUUUCAGUGGAAAUGCAGUGCCUUGAAUCAGAUUGAUCAAGUGUGUUUGUUUACGAUUAGGCAACAAAAAAAAAACUCAACCAAAUACCACAUUACUUUGUGGAAGGAAAAUGUGUGGGCCGAGAAAGAAAAUUUAUGUGUUGUAGAACAUGGAACAGGACCUUGGCAGAGGGACUGCACUCACUCUCCAGUUCUCUCAAUUGCCUGUCAAUAAAUGCUAAACAGAAGACCCUCUGAAUGAAGUCUGAAAGUCACCACUUUCAAGUUUACAGAAGUUGUGUGUCAUUGUCAGACUGUCAUCUGUUCAUGUGGAGACUUCCAUCAUAAGCUUUUACUAGAAUGUUUUGAAAUGAAUUGCUCAGAAAUGUGUGCUAUGUGAAACGUAAUCUCUUAUACAACAAUAUGCUUUAAAAAUGUGCAUGUAUUUUUUAUAUAUCAUUUGGUGAAACUACUGAUAAGGUAGCUGUAGACAUUUUCUCUUAUUGCCCUUUUUGAGUAGCUUAUAGGAUGUCAUUAUUAUGGCACAAACACUUGAAUGGUUUUAAAAUGGGAUAUUGCUUUUGUUUAGCCAUUUGCCACCGUUCAUUUUCAUUUUUUUACUUUAGUCAGUUCUCUGUUGUAUACACUCACGAGAUAUUGUUUAUCAUAUAUCUGUAAUUGCAACAUUUGGUCAAUAAAACUGUCGAAAGUAA
Messenger RNA from Hippocampus zosterae (dwarf seahorse), 4265 nucleotides. RefSeq names its product serine/threonine-protein kinase Nek9 (gene nek9). Gene Ontology annotation, molecular function: protein kinase activity; ATP binding; protein kinase binding. Gene Ontology annotation, cellular component: centrosome. Lineage: Eukaryota; Metazoa; Chordata; Actinopteri; Syngnathiformes; Syngnathidae. The coding region runs from base 274 to 3162 and encodes 962 amino acids. The record is from RefSeq and is a predicted model, not a curated record. Gene Ontology annotation, biological process: protein phosphorylation. The transcript has 23 exons.